GCUGGAGCCUAUCCGAGCUGGGCGAGAGGCAGACAACACCCUGGACGGGUCGCAGGGCAACACACAGACAGACGACCACUCACACCUACGGGUGGAGAGAUAAAUGGAUGGAUGGAGAGAAGCCAAUCAACCUAAUGCACGUCUUUGGACUGUGGGAGGAAGCCGGAGAACCCGGAGAGAACGUGCAACCUCCACACAGAAAGGCACAAGGGCCGCCUCCGGGAAUCGAACCCAGAACCUUCUCGCUGUGAGGCGAUGGUGCUACCCACCGCCCCAAAACCAGAACUGGAAACAGGAAAUGUCAAAACUAAACAGGAAAUGGUAACCAAAAGCCCAGACGUGACACCUCGUAGGUGGCUCCAGGAAACAUCCCCUGCCCAGAACUAAUCUGUAAACUGCAGAGCUGCAGUGUUAAUGAGUUUUCCAAUUGUACUUUAAACAGCAAAUACUACUACUACUGUGGCUUCUGAUUUGUGAUCACGGUGGAGAAGAAUGAUUUUGUUGCUGCUGUUGGGAGCCUUUGUUUCUGUGGGUCUCGCUGAUGUUGUAGAAGAGACGAAUGGGGCGACAUACAUCAUGGAUCUGCCCACAGACACUUACUCUAUUGAAUUUGAGGGUUACGAUGAGACGGCGUUAGAGUUGAAUCUGAGAAAGAUUGACCCUCCCUACGGAACCAUUGCCAUUACUGUUGGGGUUGUUGCACUUAUCGGCUGCUGCUGCUGCUGCGUGCAGUGCUGCAAAGUCUUGGCAUCUUCUGUUAAGACCGUCUCUGAACCAGCUGUGGCUCCUCCGGAGUAUAGCUAUGAGCCUGCUGCACCAUGGCAGCCCAGUCAGCGUUGGAUAUGGAUGCCACCGUACCCAGUGCCUGCUUAUACUCACAGCAACCCGCUGGUACAGAACCCACCGGCCGUGAACGCUGCUAAUGCUGAGGUUCCAGCUCCAACUGUCCUCAGCCUCAGUGACGACGAGCCGCGGUUCGAGCUGAAGGGGAUGCACUUCCCCUUGUCUCUUCCUCUCAGUUCAGACCCAACUUACCAACAUGUUUAUACCUCAGACAAACUCAACUUCAAAUGGAAGCCUUCAUUCACAAGCAAUAUAUAAAUAAGAAAUGUGCCUUACUCGUUUUAGAUGCUAAUCAACCUAGGAGCCUAUCACUUUGACAAGCAGGGCAUUGGACUUAUACACUUAUAAACAACGUUUACAGGAUGUGGAUGUGAUUUACAGUCACAGUUUGCCCACAGUGUUCAAUGAAAACCACCAUCUGCCUUUUCCUUGUGCCGCUUUCAACUGUAAGCGGCAUCACCUCUGAACCGAGCGUUUUGAAUGUGUCAGUCAGCAGUAACCACACACUUGAAACAAUUUUAAGGCUUUAAAAUUUCUUCAGUUCAAUAGACUUGUUCAAGUUGUAUACUGUAUUUUGAAUGAAUGUCUGUUACAUACAUCUUUGGUUAUAUACAUUUAAAAUUGUGUAUUGUAUUUUUUUGAGCCAUACAAACUGUAUUUGUAUGUUUUGAUAAAUGUGUUUUGUUUAAAUUUUUAAAUUGUUGUACAAAUUUGUUCCACAACCUUGACUUUAAACUUGACUUAUAACAAUAUUCUAUAAUUUACCACUAUACGAGCUGCAGCCACGCAGCCCAU
Molecule: messenger RNA, 1638 nt
Organism: Betta splendens (Siamese fighting fish)
Lineage: Eukaryota; Metazoa; Chordata; Actinopteri; Anabantiformes; Osphronemidae
Exons: 6
Coding region: 493-1101 (202 amino acids)
Source: RefSeq, a predicted model, not a curated record